GAGCCGCAGAAGUCUGAUAGUAGCUGAAGGAAGUCCUUCCAGGAGAGAGUUCAAGAGAGAGCAAGUGGCUGAACGAGGAGUUGUGUGGCGUAAUUAGUGAGGAAGGAUUGAAUCCUCUGGAUAUUAGGAAGAAGGGAACAAGAGGACAUGGAUGCCUUGACAAGCGGAUCAUGUGACACAAGUAUUCACUGACUCUUUUGUUUUUGUUUGCUGUGUUCCAGCAUUGGUCUCCAUAGACAACUGUUCAGAAACUUUGCUGUCUCUGUUCUCUGUAAAAAACUGGAGAUUAACAUUUUUUUUUUCUUGGCCAUCACGACAUCCAUAUGGUGUAAGUAAGUAUUUCUGAGUGGAGUACUCCUUAAAAGGUGGUUUAAGCAGUUUACAGAAUGGAUGAAUGAACUUUGUGAUAGGUGUGUUCUAACAUUUUCAAGCAAUCAAAGUAUCAAAUAACAACUCUGGGAAUGUGCAGGUGCAGCAGAUUUUGGCCGUUCCACCAAAGUGUGAACAAGUUCUGAAGAAUGCAGGCUGCCUUCCAGCAGGAUUUUCAUGCUGUUCUAAAGUGAAACAAACCGUCUCUCCACGAGGAAGAACUUACCCGUGCACCGCCACGCCUACCUGCCCACCUCUCUUUGGUUAUGCUUUCUAGAGCUGCCCUCCUUUUUUGAAGGCCUGCCAAUGAGGUUACAUCUCAGCAGACAACACUGAUAGAGGAAAUGAAACUGGAGCAGUGAGCUUCACAGAAGAGGUUUCUGUGGUGAGGAAGAUGGCUCAGAGGAACGUCACAGGUUAUGAGCAGGAGAAAAAGGUAGACCUUUCGAGAAAGAAACUCAAAGCUUUACCGGAAGACGUCUUGGGUGAUACCAAUGUUGUUCAGCUGGAUCUGGACCGUAAUAAGCUCAAAACACUUGUAGGCAUUGAAAAGCUGAGGAAUCUGAGAUGUCUCAUCUUAAGCAAGAAUGAAUUCAGUGUGUUCCCACAAGAAAUCUCCCUUUUACAAAAUCUUGAGAAGCUUUACCUAAACCAGAACAAGCUCCCGGUAAUCCCUGAAGGGAUCUUUAACCAACUUCAUCACCUCAGACUCUUGAAACUGAGCCUCAACCGUCUCCAGGAUCUUCCAGGAGACCUUGGUCAAUGUUCCGAGUUGCAGUACAUCAAUGUAUCUCACAACCUCCUGAAGGAGAUUCCCGUGUCAUUGCUGGAGCUCAGAAACUUGGAAGAACUCUACUUGGAGGACAACAAGCUUCAAAAACUUCCUCCCAAGCUUUUUGAAAAUAAGGCUUUACAGAAAUUUAGCGCCGCUCGAAAUCCCCUGAGUGAACCGCCUGACGAGAUCUGCGCUGGUGGGCUCAAGCAAAUCCGAAGUUACUUCAGUCAGAUUAGCACUUCUGAGGCGGACUACAUCAAGAGGGUGAAAACAAUGUUUCUGGGUUGUUCGAUGGCCGGGAAAUCCACACUCUGCAGGAGCCUAAAGCAGCAGCAGGCGGUGGCAGUGGAUUUGAAAGACAGAACCAUUGGAAUUGAAAUAACGGAGACCCAGGUGAAAGACUUUCGAUUUCAUUUUUGGGACUUUGCUGGACAAGAGGAAUACUACCUGACACACCACGUGUUUAUUACACCUCAGGCCCUCGUUAUUUUGGUGAUCAAUUUAGCAAGCUACCAGAAGGAAGACCCCAACUCGUUUAAGAAGGACGUCGCCUUCUGGAUUAAUAACAUCUUGAUGAGGGUUCCUGACUCCGUGGUGCUGCCGGUUGGCACUCAUGUUGAUAAAUGCCCCAGUUUGGAAGUUAUGAUGGCAAAGAAGGCAGAUAUCGAGAAAAGAAUUCAGCAAAUGAUGAAGAAGAUGAAAGAAAACAUUCAGCUGCGGAUGGAGAACUUCAGUGAAAAGAAUGAUGCUGAGCUGUUUUUUGAUCAGUCCAAUAAACUGAACAGCUUGAUGAACUGUGACCUACAGGUCUUGGAUCUGGUGCCCAUCGAUUGUACAAAUAUAAAGGAAAUUAAAAGCCUUCAAAAUAGGAUAUUAGAAAUUGUGCAAAAUAAGGAAAUAUUCCCAAGUAUUGAGAAAAAACUUCCUUACCUUUACAAGAUGGUCGAGUCAACGAUAACAGACCUUCCAAUCCAGAAGGAGAUUCCAGAGCACGGCAUCGUUCCUCUUGGUGAGCUGCUGGACAAACUAAACGAGAAUGGGGGCUUCAAGAAGCUGAUGGAGGAUGAUUUGAAAGAUAUUUUACGAUACCUGCAUAGGAUUGGGAUUAUCAUGUGGUACGAGGAAAUCUCCACUUUGGCCAAGACGAUCUUCGUCAAACCUUCUUUUCUCAUAACUCUUUUUAAGAUGAUUGUCCGUCAUGAUUUGGUUGAACAGUUAGAGAAAAUUCCCAAGGCUGUGUUGGUAGGAGAGCGCGCUCUAGAGAAAGAUGUCCACAAAUGGAUCCGUCAGUAUAGAAGCAAUGCGAUACUGGACCACAAAGCUGUGUCUGCUCUGGUGAAACAUCUGCUGCAGCAAGUCAGCUCUGAUGGAGAAGACGACAUCUUGGAGGAGAUCACGGGGAACAGAGAACAGAAAGGAAAGCUUUUCAACCUUCUGGAACAUUUUGAAAUCUGUUUGGCGAUGAAGCCUCACACGUCCCUAAAUCCUAAUGCUAAAGCAUUUGAGCCAGGAAGAAGGUGGGCCUAUAUGAACUACCAUUCCAAUGGAGCUUACCUGUUUCCAAGCAACUUACGCAACGCCAUUUCAAUGGAAAUUUGGAAAAACGAUAAUGAAGAUGAUGUACGUGUCUUGGUUUAUUUCCUGCCAGAAGUUCCUGAAGGGUUUUUUCCAAGGCUUAUCAUAAGGACCUGCUCGCUUUUUUCUCCUCACUGGGUGGGCUUUCAAACAUGCUUAGUUGUGUCCAACUCUAUUAAGCUGUUGAUAAAGGAAAAACACGAAGAAGACCAGUUCAUGGAAAUUCGCUGCAGACGUCCCCGCGACACCGAUUUACACUCUACCUGGGUCCUCAUCCUGGCCAUCAUUUCUAAACUCAAAAAACUCUCAGAGCAGUGGCCAGGACUGUACUACAGCAUCCGGAGCCCCUGUCGGACCAAGAACUGCCAUGAAGACUUUCCUUGGCCAGAUCAGGAUGGGCUGUCAGACUACAUGGACAUGGCGGAGGGUGAGGUGUCAACAUGCAGUGAAGGCCACAGGAAUGAAACUGAGCUGCUUUUCCCCAAAGCUGAAAGUUGCAGAAGAAGAACUAAAGAAGCAAGGAGCCCGAAUGUCUACAACAUCAAUGCUACUGGAAACAUUUCCAUUGGAACCAACAAUACUAUUGAUGUGAAAGAUCAGAAUUUUGACUCCUGAAGCGGAUAUCUGGAUCCACUUGGAAGAAGAGUGUCAAAAAUUAUUAGAAUAUUUGGACUCUGUUUGUCUGAAAAACUGAAAUGAAGUGACUGUCAUAUUUCUUGAACGUGUUGUCUGCUGGUCAAACACGUGAGUACGAAUUUCACCAAAGUUUGUACAUGCAACAAUAAAUGUGAAUUUGAAUUUUGUAU
Messenger RNA from Polypterus senegalus (gray bichir), 3525 nucleotides. Its product is annotated as malignant fibrous histiocytoma-amplified sequence 1 homolog. The record is from RefSeq and is a predicted model, not a curated record. The coding region runs from base 764 to 3334 and encodes 856 amino acids. The transcript is spliced from 11 exons. NCBI's taxonomy places the organism in Eukaryota, Metazoa, Chordata, Cladistia, Polypteriformes, Polypteridae. Gene Ontology annotation, molecular function: protein binding.